This is a messenger RNA of Phaedon cochleariae (mustard beetle), 2319 nucleotides long. The record is from the annotation of a GenBank genome assembly. NCBI's taxonomy places the organism in Eukaryota, Metazoa, Arthropoda, Insecta, Coleoptera, Chrysomelidae.
UCAAGAUUCGUUAUUUGCCCAUCUUCUAAUAAUUAUGUACACUUGGAAAAUUCUUCAAAUUCCAUCAUUUUUCUUUCAGUCCUAUCAAGAUGAUGAAGAAGGAGUACCUUUUGAUGGAACUGCUGGAUCGUUCCCUAAAGACUUCGGUUAUGGGCCUUUUGAUGGAGACCAUGACAUUUUGUCUUCAUCAGCAGACCAGAAACCUAGAAUUUUACUGAUGGGGCUUCGGAGGUCAGGAAAAUCCUCAAUACAAAAGGUUGUAUUCCACAAAAUGUCACCGAACGAAACAUUAUUUUUGGAAAGCACAAACAAAAUAGUGAAGGAUGACAUAAAUAAUUCCAGUUUUGUGCAGUUCCAAAUAUGGGAUUUUCCUGGACAGAUUGAUUUUUUUGAUUCCAGUUUUGAUUAUGAUAUGAUUUUUGGUGGAUGUGGAGCACUAAUUUUUGUUAUAGAUGCACAGGAUGACUAUAUAGAAGCUUUGAAUAAACUGAAUCUUACUGUUACUAAAGCUUAUAAAAUCAAUCCUAAUAUAAAAUUUGAAGUCUUUAUCCAUAAAGUAGAUGGUUUGGGAGAUGAUUUCAAGAUGGAAUCUCAAAGAGAUAUUCAUCAAAGAGCCACAGAUGAUUUGAAUGAUUCAGGUUAUGAUCAAAUUCACUUAAGUUUUCAUUUGACAUCCAUAUAUGAUCAUUCUAUCUUUGAGGCAUUCUCCAAAGUUGUACAGAAAUUGAUACCUCAACUACCUGCAUUAGAAAAUCUUUUAAACAUAUUGAAUACAAAUUCAGCUAUUGAGAAAUCAUUCUUAUUUGAUGUAGUUUCGAAAAUCUACAUUGCAACAGAUUCGACUCCUGUAGAUAUGCAAAGUUAUGAAUUGUGCUGUGAUAUGAUUGAUGUCGUUAUUGACAUUUCAUGGAUAUAUGGGGUAAAAGAAGAGCAAGAUUCGGCAGCUUUUGAUGAGCAGAGUUCCAGUUUGAUAAAAUUAAAUAAUGGGACUGUGCUUUAUUUGAGAGAAGUCAACAAGUUCCUUGCCUUAGUUUGUAUUCUGAGAGAAGACAAUUGCGAUAAUAAAGGUAUAAUAGACUAUAAUUUCUUGUGUUUCCGCGAGGCUAUUCAACAGGUUUUUGAGCUGAGAAACAAGAGCCCAGUCUCUCCCAUGACUAACUCUAUUGGAAGUCCCAUUAUAAAUGGAAAUAAUAUCCAUGACGAGCAUUCAACAUGAGUCUUCCUUCCUAUGAGUACCUGAAGUUAUAUACUGCUGAUAAUGUUUUCCAGGAAAGCUGUUAAAUUUGAUGAAUAAGCUGGCUAGGGUAAAUGAAACAAUUUUUUUUGUCAACAUGCUAUCAACGUCUUUAUUUUUAAUCAAUAUUACAAAAAUAUUACUAAAUUCGAAUUAGGCACAUUCAGAUGGUGUCCAAUAAUACUCUUAUACCUAGUGAGUGACCCAUAUAGAUUAUGACUAGUAAUACUUUUUUAUUUUCUUCUUAUUGGAGAAGCAAAAUUACAAGCGCACUACUAGUGGUGCAUUUUGGAAACUUUCUGAUGAGUGAUGACACUUUGACAAGAAUGUUAUGAUUUCUGUGAGGUCAUAUUUUGUCACAAACAAUUGUUUAAAUUCCUGCAACUAGAACCACGGUGCGAAUUUAUGUGUUGUCAAUAAUGAACAAAUCACCAAAACUGUGUUAACUGAAUAAAAUAACCAUUUUCGAGUUCCUUUGAAAUAUUAGUGAAGAAUUGAAGCCAUAAUAGGUAGUUUUACAGCCUUUAUUCGUUUUAUUCUAAUGAAAAGCAAUAGAGCAGUUCAGCUAGCUUUAAGAGAGAAAAAUGUCUUCUGCCCUUCUUCUUAGUGUCCAAUAUAAAUUAAUGAAAAUUUUUAGCUGGCAACACUGGAAAUUAUGUCCAAUGUUACCAACAUAAAAUUUUCAUUAUUUUACGUUGGGGCACUGAAGACAAAAACAGAUGGGAAAGACAUUUUCUUUGCAAUGUUAGUAGUAUCUACUAGUCAUAAUAACUUUGUUGUAUUUGUUUAUUUUUUCCUGUGAGUAUAAUGUAUAAUCAUGUUAUUUGUUUUGAAAUAAUAGCAUUCCUACUUUAUGUAUACAUCAAUUUGUAUAUUUUGAAAGAUUUAAUAAUAAUCCCCUCUUUAUAAUCUGAGCAUCAGGUACCUAUAUGCCAUAUACGACUCUUUUACUUAUAGGCAUAUUUUCAUAUUUAUUUUUCACUUGUUUAAUGUUUUUCAUUGAAAUAAAUACCCAUAUAUAUUUUUUAGUAGGUAGGUAUACCUCUCCUCCUUCCAAAAGUAGAAAUAAUAAAGAACGAAAGUUA